CCCUUCACAUCUGUUUAGUGAUGACACCUGAAAAUGGAAGGGACUCGCUAAGCCUUAGAUGCUGUACCACAUUUAUUACACUCCUCACACCUCGUGGCCGCUCAUUCCACCCCCACUCAUCGUCCCGCCAACACCACUGCUACUACGUGACAGGGACGGAGGCCAUGGCGUGGACGUGUCACCGAUGGCUGGUGGUGGCGGUGGUGGUGGUGGCUAGGACGGCGGGAAACCCUUCACCCCAACCUGACAAUAAUUACCAGGUGCUUGCUGGCCAACAGGUGUGGGAGGCGGAGGGCCCGGAGGCGAUGAAGGUGGUGGCGGAACUGGAGAAGGAAGCCCUGGUUGAUAUCUUGAGCCACUCCGCACUCACGCCAAGGUUCCGCGUGCAUCCUGGCAGCAGUGCCCAGGUGGCCGCUGCACUGACUCAAGCAGGACUCACCCGAACACUUCUCAUCAAUGACCUGGCCAGACAUGUCGCGGAAGGACAACACAGGGAUAAUCUGGAGCUCUUGCGAGGAGGCAAAACAGAAUCGUGCACACAGGAGAGCUGCCCGAAGCCUCUUGGCAACGCUUAUAUGUCAUUUGAGCAGAUUGAGUAUUACCUGAAGUCGUUGGCAGAGAGUUCCGAGAGAGUGGAGCUGGUUUCCAUCGGCAAGUCUGUGCAGGGGCGGGACAUAUGGAGAGUGCACAUCAGGCCAUAUGGAGACACUGGUGAAGACGUGAGGAGGAACGCCGUGUGGUUCGAGGCAGGAAUACACGCACGAGAGUGGAUCUCCCCUGCUACCGCGUGUCAUCUCCUUGACUACUUGGUGGCUGACAAAUCCCUUACAAAUAAUCUGGAUGUGUACAUGGUGCCCGUGGCCAAUCCUGACGGUUAUGAGUUCUCCAGGACUAACGAUCGGUACUGGCGUAAGAACAGACGCACUAACACUGGCUCUUCGUGCCGUGGCGUUGAUCUAAACCGAAACUGGGACGAGUCUUUCGGUGUAGGUGCCUCUUCGAAUCCCUGCAGUGAGGUGUACAAGGGGACCGAGGCUUUCUCCGAGCCUGAGACAGAAGCCUUAAGUACCGAGAUGCAGAGAGUUAGCUCCGUUGAUGACCUGCGCCUCAUGAUCUCCCUACAUAGCUAUGGACAAGUAUUGCUGUAUCCAUGGGGUUAUACCACUGACAAAGCCCCAAAAACACGUAUGAUGAAAAGUGCCGGGAGGCGAUUCGCAAGAGGAGCCAAGACAUCUUAUAACACCAAAUAUACUGUAGAAAACUCAGCGACAGGGAUGUACUAUGCCUCAGGUACCACUGAUGACUGGGCCAAGGCAGCAUUGGAGGUUCCCUUGUCAUACACUCUGGAGCUGAGGGAUAGGGGUGGAAAUGGCUUCACACUGCCUGCCAAUCAGAUCCUGCCCACUAGUACAGAGGUGUGGAAUGGCAUUAAAAAGAUGUUGUCUUUCGUUAACAGAAAAUUUUAGUGUUUUAAUACUGCACAGAUGGUAGUUCAUUGUUUCAACGAUUUCUUUAAUAAGCUGACACACUUUCAUUUAAUCAUCCAUCGUUGUCAAAUGUGAUUAUAAUUUUCAUUAUCAGAAAUAAAACUUGAUCUGAUGCUUUAGAAGAGCUAACAUGAAUCAA
Molecule: messenger RNA, 1626 nt
Organism: Portunus trituberculatus (swimming crab)
Lineage: Eukaryota; Metazoa; Arthropoda; Malacostraca; Decapoda; Portunidae
Product: zinc carboxypeptidase-like
Exons: 7
Coding region: 21-1466 (481 amino acids)
Biological process (GO): proteolysis
Molecular function (GO): zinc ion binding; metallocarboxypeptidase activity
Source: RefSeq, a predicted model, not a curated record